This is a messenger RNA of Sphaeramia orbicularis (orbiculate cardinalfish), 608 nucleotides long. RefSeq names its product small integral membrane protein 26-like. Bases 126 to 422 code for a protein of 98 amino acids. The record is from RefSeq and is a predicted model, not a curated record. Lineage: Eukaryota; Metazoa; Chordata; Actinopteri; Kurtiformes; Apogonidae. The transcript is spliced from 2 exons.
ACUACAUUGUCUUUACUUCCGGGUGAACUGUCAUGGCGGUUCUCUAAAUACGUUUGGCACAAUCUAGCUGUUCUACUGUCUCAUUAUUAAAAGCAAAGCAAAGCUGUGUGUGUGUUUUGGCAGUGAUGAAAUUUAAUGAGCUGAAGAAGUGGAACACCAGAGCGUCUGCAGUGUACGCUGUGGGCAUUUGGACCAUGAUCGGCUCUUAUGCUUAUUUAAAAUACACGGGAAAAUAUGACGACUUCGUGAAGACAGACGAUAUAGAAGAACCUGAAGAUCCCAACCAAGUGGUGUAUCAGAGUCCGCACUCCAAAACAGUCAUUGUCUACAAGAAAGACUUUGUGCCAUACACCACCAGGAUCUACAACUUCACCCAGUCCUUCAUUCGUGGACCCGCACCACCUACAGACAGUGGCAAAUAGCUCCAUCAUUGCAAAGGACAGUAGACUAUGAAACUGAUGAUAGAGUCUGUAUAAUGCAGUAGGAAUCGAUUGAAUUUAUUGAUCUGUGUCAGGUCAUUAUUGUCAUUCUUUGUAAAAUAAAUUAUCGUGUGAUGUCUAGAUAGUCAUCAAAUUCCACAUACCAUUUUUAUUAAACUGUCAGCAUGA